Molecule: messenger RNA, 5620 nt
Organism: Talpa occidentalis (Iberian mole)
Lineage: Eukaryota; Metazoa; Chordata; Mammalia; Eulipotyphla; Talpidae
Product: NXPE family member 3-like
Exons: 9
Coding region: 1054-2721 (555 amino acids)
Source: RefSeq, a predicted model, not a curated record
UUUAUUUAUACAAGCACUGGGUACAGUCAGAAGCGUGGGAGGGUGAGAGAAUUCACCAGAGCCAGAGCGGGGAGCAGAGCAGGCAGAAGGACCUAAGUACCGGCGCUGCAGAGGCUGCGGGCAGCUUCGCAACCCAGCGCUCAACCGCUGUGCGACCUGGGAGGCCCACCUAUUCUGUUUUCUGAUGAGGUUCUGUAAUGCUUUCAGGUCCGUGACAUUCCAUGAGACUGUCAAAAUGGGACAUUCUUUCUGAAGGAACUGCUGCCAGACAAUUCCUCGUGGGACUUCUGCAUGUCCCCCUUCAUGCAAAUUUUUACUUAGAGGGUUCCAUCUUAUUCUGGAUGAUUUAAAGCUCUGCUGAUCAAAAUUGGGUUGAAUUUGAAAUUCCUAAAUUAGUUGGCCGACAGGGGAAAUUAAAGAAAAAAGGAUACAAAAUGAAAUAAAUUGAACAGGAAGCCCAUUGUAACGUGUGUCUGGAAGUUUCCAAGUGCAGCGCUGAGAAAAUCGCCUCCCUCCAGAUUUACUAUUUAUUCAUAGAAGAACUGGGGUAUAGGCCAGAGGUGCAGGAGUUGAGCGGAUUCACCAGAGGCAGAGUGGGGAGCAUAUGAAAUACACUGCUGAGGGGAGCAGCUCACAAGAGAGACGAGCAUGUGGAUCAGCUCCCUGGCCAGGGAUGAAAUUCAGGCCCUGGUGGUGACCGGCAUUCCGUGGAACUUCUUGUCCACUCUUUGAUGACACCCACAACUGUCUGUCUGAUGUCAUGAAUGGCAAAACGGCCCAGAGAAGUCUAUUGAUCUAUGUGCGUAGCUUUUCAUUGCCUCGAAAUGUUAAGGCGGGGAGUCCAGUUCCAAGAGUUCUUUGCGCGGCCCUUGCUGAUUAUCGGAAGCUUCCUGCCCCACGUACUUAUAUGGGCAGUGGGCACCAUCACGUGCUGAACCCCAUCCUCCCUCAGACCUCACUCACCUCUCCACCGUCCUCUGGAAUAAUCCUCGAUGACAGCGCUGGCAGGUCCAUGGUUCAUAGUGGAUAUUUCAGAGAAAAGCCUAGGCUGCGAUGGGUUCUUUGAUGGAGCAAUUCAAGAAGUACAAGGUUGUGCCUGUGGCGUUGUUCAUCCUGCUUUGGAUGGUGUAUUUCAUCAUAUCCUGGCCUGAUAGCAGCAGCUUUCGGUACCCAGCACCCUACCCUGCCUCUAAACCUCCCUCCACCUCUGUGGAAUUUGCCCCCCUCCUAUACUCUCUCCCCCCGGAACUCACGAACCUGACUCAUCUUUUGUACUGGCCUCCAACUCCUGGAGAUCAGGUGGACUUUUUGGCUUCCACUAGCCCCCUGACCUCCACCUAUCACCUGAGGGGUCCUGCCCAGGCCAGCUAUACCCUGGGAAAGUCCCUGGAGGCCAUCCUGGUGGCCAGAGACCACAAGGGCAGACCCAAGAUCCAUGGCGGAGAUCUGUUUCGGGCACAACUUCUGGGUCCGGACUUGAAGGCAGGGGUUGCUGGGGACAUUCAGGAUCUGGAGAAUGGCACCUACCUGCUGUCCUUCCCCCUGCUCUGGGCUGGGAAGGCCCAGGUGCAAGUGCGGCUGAUCCACUCCAGCGAGGCAGUUGCGGUUCUGCGAAGAAUCUGGAGAGAGAAAAAGGCCACAGUUGAUUUCAAAGGAUAUUUCCGGGGACCCACAGGAGCUGAAGAGACUGUGAUUUGCAAUGUUGAUCCCCAGUCAACUGAAGCAAAAGGGCGUACGUGCCAGUACAGAGAUGCGGAUUCUGGUGAGCUCUGGUUCUGUGCUCAACCCCCUACCUUGCCCUGCGAGUCUCUAGUUGGUCACUCAAGUGGGCGUUACCUGAAGGUGACUACGCAACACGACGAUGCCCUGUUGGCAUGGAAUGUGACAGACAAGGUGCUCCCUCAGGGUAUUUCCCCAAUCCAGAUCAGAAUAGCAGCCACAAGGAACAACAGCCUAGCUCUGUCCCCACCACACCCUUGUUGCCCUGGGCUCCCGGACCCAAAGCCCUCUGGCUUCUACCACCAAGAUGUGUGGCACUCACUGACCUGCUCCAGCCGCUCCUUCUCCACAAGCGACAGCAUCCUGGGUUGUCUGGCUGGCCGUGUGGUCCACAUGAUGGGGGACUCCACUCUUCGGCAGUGGUGGGAGUACCUGCAUGACACUGUGCCCUCCCUGAAGCCAGUGGACCUGCACGUCACCUAUCAGACAGGGCCCCUGAUGGCCGUGGAGCCCACGCGCAACAUAGUGCUGCACUGGCGCGCACACGGCUGGCCCCUGCGCUCCCUCCGCACGCCCGUGGCCUCCCUGCACUCCGUGGUCCGGGAGCUGGGGGGCCUGGCCGGGGGUCCCCACACCGUGGUGGUGCUGGGCCUGGGCGCCCACUUCACCACCUUCCCUCCAACCAUCUUUGCGCGACGACUGGCCGGGAUCCGGGCGGCCGUGGCCGCCCUGCUGGCCCGGGAGCCCCUCACGCUCGUGGUCAUCAAGCUGGCCAACACCGGCUACAAGUCUGUGUACGGCAGUGACUGGUUCACGCUGCAGCUGAACCGCCUCCUCCGAGCUGCCUUUGCUGACCUGCGAGUGGCCUUUGUGGACGCCUGGGAAAUGACCUCCAGUCUGGCCCUGCCCGACGACAUCCACCCAGGGAGACUCAUUGUCAGCAACGAGGUGAACUUCCUGCUCUCCUUCCUCUGCCCCGCUGAGCGCCCCUGCGGGUCCUGAGGCUGCUGCAUGGAAGGUGGCAGGAAUUGUGUAGAGGAGCGCAGCACAAACGGCACUGUGAACAACAGUGAUUCACAGGAGAGUAUUAUCCCAGGACUUACCACCUAUUUUACGGGAACUGAGAGGAGAAAGCAAACACUGUGCAAAAAUAAACAAUGAGGGGCCUCCCGGGUGGCGCAUGGGCUUGAGCAUGUCGCUGUGAGGCUGUCCGAGGAACUUAUCCUACUGCUCAGCCAGGUGGUGGUGGGGCGGGAGGCAUCUCAUCAGGCAUUUUUGAGCAUGGUAUAAGGGUGUAGUUUCUGGAAACUUAUCAUUCAGGCCUGCUUCUCCCAUCUCUUAGCAAUUGUUUGGAAUCCUUUUAUUAAUACCUCUUUCCCUUUAAUCAACCAGAAUUAGCUUCUGUUUCUUGAAAGUAAAAACUGUGAUUAAGCUGCCCCUGGUAAGUGGUAAUUACAGUUUCAUAUGGUAAGUACUAUAAUAGAGGUGAGCUUUGUGACUAUACCAGAAAGGCAAUCUUUGGGAGUUGGGGAUGAAUUCCAUGAAGGGCUAUACCUGAGCUGAGUUCUCAAAGAGGAUUGUGGAUUAGACAAGCAUAGAGCAUUCUAGGGCACUCUAAGCUGAGAAACAGGGAUGUCCAGGGAUGAUAUAAAUCUCAAGGAAAUCUUUAGUUGGCUGAAAGAGAUAGACUUGCUGUCCCUGUCUGCUUCUUACGGGAUUUCCUGUUUGUGUCCUGUUCUUCCAAGAUUCCGCAGCCUUCUGCACACUGGUAGCAUCUGUUCCUGUAAAAGGAACAUUGAGAUGCAACUUCCAAGCCAGUGGAUUGAACAGUACAGUCCUAACCCCCAAAGAGUAGUAACUUCCUCUUCCUACUCACCGGAAAGCCUUUUCUACUGAUGUCCAGAGACAAAGCAUUGUGCUGGGAAGAGGGCCCUGUGUGUGUCUUUCUAGAGAAAGACUGGACUUGAACUCCAUGCCUGUGCAGCUGAGUGAAAUAUUCUUGAAAAUAGAGUGCUUUUCUUGUGACUCUAAGUGCUUUGUGUCAAUCUCAGCCUAUUGAUAAUAAGCCUAUGAAUUAGAAAUGUUCAUAACUAACUAUGGGUGAUGCCCAUAGCUAACUCAAUGGUAAAAGGUGGAGUUUUCUGGAUUCCCCCCGACCUCAACUCCCUGAAUGGGGACUGCUGAGAACUAAGGGUGGAGUGGAGCAGCCAGAUAGAUGGGUCUUAGCAAGACUGAACACAGGCAAUGUUUCUCUUACAUUCUUCCCAAGAACAGAAGCUGAAUUCAGUUUGAGGUUUUUCCAGUACUUGCAAAACCACCUAAGUCCCUCCCCAGACUUCUGAAUUUUAUUUUCACAGGAUCCUUCCUCUAAGUUCGUAACUUUUCAUCAUUCUAUCUGAUAAAAACAUUUUAUUGUUCAAAUAGUUAAUACUAUUUAAUAAGCUAUGAUCGAAGUAACUUAGUUCAGUUAUAAAAUGGAGUCACCAAUGUCAAAGUAUAAACCCACUUAGGGGCAGUAAGUCAGCACCCAAAUGGACUAUUAGAACCUCCUCAGAACAACCAGAAACAUUGACCCAGAAAGCUUCUUUAAAAAAAGUAUCAAAAUGGCAGCUGGACACCAUUCAAACCCCAACACAUCUCUACACAAAUCCAUUCCUUGAAGCGCUGUCCCUCAAUCCAGGGGCAGGCCGGGAAGCAGUCUGCUGCUCUGACUGCUCCCUAGAUACCGGAAUGCUGGCCUGUCUGGGAUCCCUUGGCCAACAAAAGGAAACAGAGUUUGAGGAAGAGGAAAGUAAUUUAACUUGUUAACAAAUUGAGGCGGGAAGCAGUCUCGUGUUAGAAAGGCCACUGUCCUGCUCUAUGGUAGAGGGCAGGGGUGUUUAUCCAGAGUAACAAGGGAGCAGAGGGGACGUGGGCAAGGUUCAGCAUGUCCAUCUUGUAUUCUGAUUGAUGCCAGCUUGCCUUCGUCAGGAUCUGGUGGUCAGAGAUUCUGAUGUUGCCUUUAUAGUGAGGCUCUUUGCCCUUGGAAUGUGAAAAGUCAGGGCCUCCCUGGUGGUGCAAGUUGUUAAGUCUCAGCACUAAGAAGCUACCGGCAGCCAUUUUGGUACUAGUUUGAUACCCCUUCAGGGAGCUGACCUACAUGAAACGACAGGCCUCUCCUGUCUCACCCGCUGCUCCCCUCAGCAGUGUAUUUCAGUCAGUCUGCCUGUUCUGUUCUCUACUCUGUCUCUGGUGAAUCCUGUCUUACACCCCCCCCCCCACCUCUGACCUACACUCCAGUUCUUAUAUGCAUAAAUAAAUAAAUCUUAAAAAAAAAAAGACAGGGUUUGCUAAACCUAGAGGGAAAAAGAAAGAAAAUGGAAAGCUUAUCUGGUGAGACAGAGGAAGACAUUACUUUGUUGACUGCUGCAGGGGUGAGGCCCACAGUCCCAACAUAACAAACUCCUGAAAAUACUGCAGCCCCGACUGGACCAGCACUCUCAUCUGCCUGGACUUUUGUUCAUUAACAGUUAAUUUUGACAGUGUCUGAGAAUGUUAGCCUUGCAGUGGCAUUAAGUGUGACUGUUCACGGAUAGAGCUCCUUGUGUGAAAUCCCCAGCUCACUCUGAUGGUCAGGUUGGUGAAUUUUCAUUGGUCAUGUGUCACCUCCCAUUUGUUUGUUAGUUGCAGAAACUGCAGUUAGAUUGACAUCGUGGAAAGACACACUCAUGUGUAGAACAUUAGUGCUGCCCAGGAUGAUAACAUCUUCACUUGCUCCCACUGGCUCCCUUAGGCCAGGUUGGUAGCUGCUUCCUGCACUUGCUACCUGCAUGCCAUAUACCAGGGACCUGCCUAGUCAAGCAGAAUCUGAGGGAGGACGGUAGGAGAUUAAGGAAAGACAGGAAUCAGACAGGUUAGUGAA